AUGCCCUUCUACCAAAUCGAGCACUCCACCCCCCUAAUUAGACCCCAACGCAACGCCCUCGCCCUCGCCAUAACAACCAUCCACACCCGCAAGUUCGCAACACCCAGUCUCUUCGUCAAUGUACGUUUUACAGACUCGGGAGAUCAUGUCAACUACGUUGGCGGGAAGGAAUGCACAUCCAUGAACCGCGUCCUCGCAUACGUCCGGUCCGGAGGAAGCCGCUCCAAGGCAGACUUUGACGAUAUGGCAUUGAAGAUCCAGGCUGCUUGGGAUGAGAUUGUAGGCACUGGGCCUGAGGAGAGAUUGACGAGGGUCCUUGUGCUGGGUGCGAUUACGUCAGGGUUGGAGAGCGGGUUUGUGCUGCCGGAGGCUGGGAAGGAUGUCUCUUGGUUGAAGGAGAAUAUGGCGAGGUUUGAGGAGCGCGCGGAGAAGGGGGAUGAGGAGUUUGUGGAGCUUGUGAGGGAGAUGAGGGAGAGGGAGGAUUUGCAAUAG
Molecule: messenger RNA, 492 nt
Organism: Aspergillus mulundensis
Lineage: Eukaryota; Fungi; Ascomycota; Eurotiomycetes; Eurotiales; Aspergillaceae
Exons: 2
Coding region: 1-492 (163 amino acids)
Source: RefSeq, a predicted model, not a curated record